Molecule: messenger RNA, 4073 nt
Organism: Ixodes scapularis (black-legged tick)
Lineage: Eukaryota; Metazoa; Arthropoda; Arachnida; Ixodida; Ixodidae
Product: ribosomal protein S6 kinase beta-1
Exons: 16
Coding region: 250-1725 (491 amino acids)
Biological process (GO): protein phosphorylation; signal transduction
Molecular function (GO): protein serine/threonine kinase activity; ATP binding
Source: RefSeq, a predicted model, not a curated record
AUUUUACGAUUUGUGUCAGGCCUGGGCCGUCCUUCGAGUGCUUUUCUUUUGUCAUUUUCUUUAACGUGCUCAAAACUUCAUCCGCUAUCGAGAGUAGCGGCGGCAAGCAAGUGUCAUGGUGCGUUUAUAAAAAAAAAAGUGCGUGCACGUUGUGGGCCAAGACUGCUCACCGCCGCAAGAAACUUUUUCGGAUACCAGCGCUUCCCGUGAUGGGUGUGUCGUAGCGAGCGUGGCCUGCUCUCUUUCGUUAUGAUGGCCGGAGUCUUCGACCUAGAACUUCACGACGUCGAGAAUGACAACAACGAUGAAUCAAGCGACGACGCCAUUGAAGUGGACGAGCAGAGUCUAUCGGUGGAACCAAACAUAAACUCAAUCCUCGAGUCGCAGGAUGUGGAGAAGAUCCAGCUGUCCGAGCUUACAGUCAACCCCGAUCAGGAGAAGACUGGCCCUAAAGACUUCGAACUGCUCAAGGUCCUGGGCAAGGGCGGCUAUGGAAAGGUAUUCCAGGUGCGGAAGCUGACUGGAAAAGACGGAGGGCGUGUUUUUGCCAUGAAGGUGCUCAAAAAGGCAACUAUUGUGAGGAAUCAAAAGGACACUGCACACACAAAGGCAGAGAGGAACAUCCUUGAGGUUGUCAAGCAUCCGUUUAUCGUGGAUCUGAUCUACGCAUUCCAAACGGGUGGUAAGUUGUAUCUCAUCCUGGAGUAUCUCAGCGGAGGAGAGCUCUUCAUGCACCUGGAGCGGGAAGGGAUCUUCCUGGAAGACACAGCGAGCUUCUACUUGUCAGAGAUUGUCUUAGCCCUGGAACAUUUACAUCAGGAAGGCAUCAUCUACCGGGAUCUCAAGCCGGAAAACAUUUUGCUGGAUGCCCAAGGUCACGUGAAGUUGACAGACUUUGGGCUUUGCAAAGAGUCCAUCCAGGAUGGUGCAAUGACGCACACCUUCUGCGGGACGAUAGAGUACAUGGCUCCCGAAAUUCUUACGAGGACGGGGCAUGCCAAGGCGGUUGACUGGUGGAGCUUGGGGGCCCUCAUGUACGACAUGCUCACGGGCGCUCCCCCGUACACUGCAGAGAACAGGAAGAAGACGAUAGAAAAGAUCCUGCGAUGUCGCCUCAACUUGCCCCCUUAUCUGACUCCAGAUGCAAGAGACCUGCUCAGGAAGCUGUUGAGGCGGAACGUGCUCCAGCGCUUGGGCAGCGGCGUGGGCGACGCCCGCGACAUCAAGAGCCACCCUUUCUUCAGGCAUGUCAACUGGCAGGAUGUGCUGGCCAGGCACGUCGACCCGCCCAUCAAACCGCAACUGUCGAGCGACGAAGACGUGUCCCAGUUCGACACCAAGUUCACCAAGCAGACGCCCAUCGACAGCCCAGACGACGCCAUGCUCAGCGACAGCGUCAACCAGGUGUUUCUGGGCUUCACCUACGUGGCCCCCUCGGUGUUGGAGGAGCUUCACCGGCCCACGGUGAUCAAGGCCCGCUCACCUCGCAAGCUCACCAACAGCCCUCGGCCACCGUUCAGUCCCGCGCCCAAGCGCCUGGUGCACCCACACUUUGGCCUGGGGGCUCAGCCUGCGCGCGCCAACGGCAGCGUGGCCGGGGUGGGCGGAGGCUCCCUGGAAGAGCAGAUGGACACUACCAGCCUUCCCCUGGGGCCCCCCCAGCACCCUCCAAGGUCCCCCGCCAUACCCACGCGCAAGAUGGCCGCACCACGCUCCAAGCCCUAGCGUGGCCCCAGUGCUGUUUGAAGGGGAGAGGACUGUCCUGGCUUCCAAAAGUCGUCUUCAGUAUUGUCACGUGCCAACUUUUUUUCCAAGCGAGUUCCUGCACCGUGCAAGCUUGGGCUGCGGCGGACAGUGCGCGGCUCCGCUCUCUCUAUCCAAACUCUGUGCCUAGAGUCUCGUGACAAUGAGCAAACAGAAUGUGCCCUUGUGUUGCCAUCUGGACUGCUUUCUCUUCCCCUUUCUGGGCCCAAAAAGUCCAAAUUUUCGGAGGGGAUUUUUUUUUUUUUUUUUUUUUUCCGACUGCAAUCUAGCGAGCAUGUGUGGUUGCCCAUGGUGUCCGAAAAAUGUAUUUUGUCACUUUUUGUGCGCGUGUAGAGUUGUACAGCUAUCUUUGUCCUCGGUUACUCGGCGCUCGCCUAUAAAAACUCCAGAAGUCGCUUCGCCCUUCUCAGCUGCAUUGCAGCGGUUCUGGGGGCGCCUUAAUUAAUAUAAUUAUUUUGUUUUGUUGGGGGCGGGGAAAUGACUGUUACUUCCUUCAGUUUGUGUGUUUGUGAGUGGCAGGUGAAACUGUCUUUGCCUUGAAACCCACUUUGAAAGCCUGGCUAACCUUAGUGUUUGGGGCUGGGCAAGCAUUCAGACUAGUUUGCUUUGCUCGUAUCUUUUCUCUAAACCUUUUAUGCUAGUGUCUCAGUUCCGUGAUGGAGCCAAAAUUUUUAGGAGCACAAUUUUGCCUCCCAUGGGUACACAUUUACCCACUCCGCACAAACGAGUCAUUUUGCUGUUCGUCUGAAAAGACGCAUAAUUUUUGACUUUGUUGUCCUUCAAUAGCUUUCCCGGCAUCAAAGAACAAUGUUCUCGUAGAAAGCACAACUGUACAGUAAUACUCGCCCAACCCUGCCAGCUUGCUUGCGACUGUCAGCCAUAAACCAAAGCACGCAAUUGCACGUGGAACCUUAUGGGUUCUCCCAAGCUCUUGCGCUGGUGCUGUUGCAAUCUUUGUACAGCCUUGGAGACUACCUUCCUCAAGAGCGAGCAUUUGCCAGUACUCUGCUGGGAAAUGGGGGGCAACUCCUCCCCGUGAAAGAUGGUGCCUUAUAAACAAACCACGUCUCCCAAACUACAAGAAAAGAGACAAACAUGUCCGUGGUGUAUGUGUGUGGAACUGGCUGUGCUUAGGGCUGCCAGUACCAAAAAAAAAAGCUAGAUCUAUCAAAGCCCAAAGGGAUGGCAGCAGCUGUAACAACAUGCCGUGGAAAGUCUGCCAGUUGCCUUGGCUACCGAUCCGGGAAGUGUUGACGGUGAACAAGGGACUCUGGACCUGGGGUGGCUGUAAAGAGGGCUUGAGAAGUCUUGAAACAAAAGCUGUACUGCCUUAGCGAGCGCUAAUCGAGAACAGUGGCGGAGGUCAGUCAAAAAGUAGACUCAUCGAAGAAGCUCAUGCUUGCGAGUUUCCUGUGCUUGUGCGCGCUCGCUGUGUUUGCGAUGUGGGAAGCUAGGAUGUGUGUCUGUGUGCGUCCGUUUUUUUUAUUAUUUUUUUUUCUGCUGCUUAUGAAGUCAUGCUCAUGUUGUAUAAAAUAAGUCCAAAGCUGCUUGUACCUUUUGGUUGUUACAGCAGUUGUAGGAUGUUGUUGGUUUUGUUUAGAUUUGUUGAAGUGCUGUCACAAGCACGACAGGCACAUUUUUUUUUUUUUUUUUUGGUUUCUAUUUACAUUGCGCAAUUCCGGGCAGCAGUCAUUCUUAGCAUAUUUAGUGGCUCAAGAACACUCGUAGCGCUUGGAGUGAGAGUAAGAAGGCUACUAAAUAGAUGAAAGCUUGUUGGUGCAACCUCACCGUUUUUGGGACACCAGUGAAUUAAUUUUUUGUUUUUCUUGCUGCAUGCCUCAUUUUUACUGCUCUUCUAUACACACAUGCCUAUUCUUGCUUUGUGUUUUCUAACUACAAAACUCAAGUUAAAAAGAAUUGUGUGAAGAUGUUCAUAUCAUGUUGGAGGCCUUCAUGAAGCUAUUAACAGCCAGGUCGUUUUUAAAGUCUGGUCGAUGGCUGCCGAUUCGCUGCGCAUAUAAUUUAAAAGAGCUCAUGGCCUCUUGAUUAGAUCUUCAUAGGCUGAUAUAUAUAUACAUAUAUAUAUAUUGGUGCACUUUUAAUAUAUUUUGAGUGAUGAUGUGUACAGCUUGUAUACUUAAAGGGCAACUGUAGUCUCCUUCCGUUUUUUUCCUGUCGUGACGAUUCGGCCCUUCAUGGUCUUGUGAUGUCCGAGAAUGUUUGCCAAUCUUCGAUCGUUUCGUUAGUUCGAAAACUUGAAAAAAAAGCACAUUUAGGUUGCAAUAUUGAAAUAAAACUUGUAUGAACGA